Megalobrama amblycephala (Wuchang bream) is the source of this 1191-nucleotide messenger RNA. RefSeq names its product GTPase IMAP family member 7-like. NCBI's taxonomy places the organism in Eukaryota, Metazoa, Chordata, Actinopteri, Cypriniformes, Xenocyprididae. The coding region runs from base 538 to 1107 and encodes 189 amino acids. The record is from RefSeq and is a predicted model, not a curated record. The transcript has 2 exons. Gene Ontology annotation, molecular function: GTP binding.
GUUUAAUAUGGAAUUGGCCCACCCUUUGCAGCUAUAACAACCUCAACUCUUCUGGAAAGGCUUUCCACAAAGUUUAGGAGUGUGUUUAAGGGAAUUUUUGACCAUUCUUCUCGAAGCGCAUUUGUGAAGUCAGGCAGAGAUGUUGGUAAGAAGGCCUGGCUCACAGUCUCCGCUCUAAUUCAUCCCAAAGGUGUUGAGGUCAGGACUCUGUGUAGGCCAGUCAAGUUCCUCCACACCAAACUUGCUCAUCCAUGUCUUUAUGGACCUUGCCAUCCCCAAACUGUUUCCACAAAGUUGGAAGCAUGAAAUUGACAGCAAAUUGUUUGAAGAUAUGGAGGAAAAGAGAAGAACUGUGAAAGAACGAGCUGAAGAGAGAGCGAUCCAAGCAAAAACAAAGAUGCAAACCUUGAAAGAAAGUCUAAGAGAAAAAAAGUUACGAUUUUCCAGAGUUAAGGAUCAUCUUGAUGGGUAGCAAUAUUGUUGGGAAGACCUCAGUGAUGAAAUACACAAUAUGCCAAGAGGACUAAAGAGUGUGUGAUGAGCGAAGGAGAGGUUGACAAACAAACAGUCAUUUUGAUCAACACUCCUGGAUGGUGGCCGUACGCGUCCGUAAAGGAGACUUCAGAGCCAGUCAAGCAGGAGAUCAUGUCAAGUGUUACUUGUUGUCCACCAGGACCUCAUGCAGUUUUGCUGGUUCUUCAGUCUGGCGUCGCCUUCACUGAGGCACAAAGAAGGUCUGUAAAGGAGCACAUGGAGCUCCUGGGUCGAAAUGUCUGGAAAUACUGUAUAGUGGUGUUCAGCAGGGGCGACUGGAUAGUGACGCCUACGAUUGAAGAGCACAUUGAGAGUGAAGGAGAAGAUCUGCAGUGGCUGAUCAACAAAUGUGGAAACAGGUAUCAUGUACUAAACAACAUGGAGCAGGAUGAUGGGAAACAGGUCAGAGAGUUGAUGGAGAAAGUAGUGAUGAUGGCCAGAAUGAACAAUGAUCUCCUGAAACCUGUGGAAGGAGGAAUGGAGGAGAGUGAGAGUGGAUGGGCAUCUAACAUGUCAGACCAAGACAAGCUUGAGAGAGGAAGCUUAAAUCUGGAUCAGCCUGAGAGUAAGUAGCCUGACAAACUCCCUACAGAACAAUGAUCUGAUUACUGUCAGUCAGUAAAACAUGUUUAUACAAAGUUUUAUUAAUGAUAAAUU